Molecule: messenger RNA, 2313 nt
Organism: Saccostrea echinata
Lineage: Eukaryota; Metazoa; Mollusca; Bivalvia; Ostreida; Ostreidae
Product: B-cell receptor CD22-like
Exons: 10
Coding region: 4-2313 (769 amino acids)
Biological process (GO): cell-cell adhesion
Cellular component (GO): cell-cell junction
Molecular function (GO): cell adhesion molecule binding
Source: RefSeq, a predicted model, not a curated record
CAGAUGAUGGCUUUCAGGUGCAUUGUUACCAUGUUUCUCAAUACCUUGUUCAUCUUUAGAAAUGCAGGUCAACAGUUGCCAGCUUAUGUAAUUGAGAAUAGUCCAGGAUGUAUCAACACCUCUGUUACUUCUUGGAAUAUAUCGGAUAAUUUUCCCCUUAUAUAUCUUAAGAAGGAAAAUAAGAAUAUCUGUACGUUGGGUGGCAUACCUGGUAAGGACCCAUACAUUGACAUCAUUAUAGAAUACAGAGACAGAAUCUCCUGUGGAAUAGAUGUUAACCAGAAACAAACCUUUUUCUGCUUCACAAACGCAGUCAACAUUUUAGAUGCUGGAGUAUACUCUGCUGAACUGACGACAGGCUUAAUUGUAUAUAACAACACUCUUUAUGUCAUGAGGCCUCCAACAAAGCCCAUAAUAAGUCUACAGGGAGAUCUGAUUAACCAGAAGGCUCAAAAUCUGACUUGUUAUGCUGCAUCUACAUCUCUACCAGUGACGGGUCUACUAAUGACUUAUUCAUGGACAGAUAAUGGUGCUGCUAUCACAGACUCUAGGUUUACCUUUUCUGGACAAGGGAAUAAAGUACUGAUGAUAAAUAGGGUCAGAAAAGAAGACCAAGGGAAGAAAAUCCAGUGUAUAGCAACAGAGGACAAAGGAACAUCUUCUGUUCUGAGUGAUCUAACAAUUCUUGAUGUACUCUAUAAGCCAGAAGUGAGCACCCCUAUCUCAAGUCCAUACAAUGUUCUCGAGGGUCAGACAGCUACAAUGACAUGUAGUGUGACUGCUGCCAACCCUCAUACAGACAUCAGAUGGAGCUGGAUCAAGAAAGACAGUCCCAGUUAUGUCCUCGAUACAGGUCUCAACUACACAAUCUCCAACAUACAGAGAAAUCAGUCAGGGAUUUAUAACUGUAGAGCUACCAACUCCAUAGGAAUGUCUACACCAGCUUCAAUACAUGUGGAUGUACAGUAUAAGCCUGAAGUGAGCACCCCUAUCUCAAGUCCAUUCAAGGUUGUUGAGGGUCAGACAGCUACAAUGACAUGUAGCGUGACUGCUGCCAACCCUCAUACAGACAUCAGAUGGAGCUGGAUCAAGAAAGACAGUCCCAGUUAUGUCCUCGAUACAGGUCUCAACUACACAAUCUCCAACAUACAGAGAAAUCAGUCAGGGAUUUAUAACUGUAGAGCUACCAACUCCAUAGGAAUGUCUACACCAGCUUCAAUACAUGUGGAUGUACAGUAUAAGCCAGAAGUGAGCACUCCUAUCUCAAGUCCAUACAAGGUUGUCGAGGGUCAGACAGCCACAAUGACAUGUAGUGUGACUGCUGCCAACCCUAACACAGACAUCAGAUGGAGCUGGAUCAAGACAGACAGUCCAAGUAAUGUCCUCCAUACAGGUCUUACCUACACAAUCUCCAACACACAUAGAAAUCAGACAGGGAUUUAUAAGUGUAGAGCUAGCAACUCCAUAGGGAUGUCUACACCAGCUACAAUAUAUGUCGAUGUACAGUAUAAGCCAGAAGUGAGCACCACUACAUCAAGUCCAUACAAGGUUGUUGAGGGUCAGACAGCUAUAUUGACAUGUAGUGUGACUGCUGCCAACCCUAACACAGACAUCAGAUGGAGCUGGAUCAAGACAGACAGUCCAAGUAAUGUCCUCCAUACAGGCCCUACCUACACAAUCUCCAACAUACAGAGAGGGCAAUCAGGGAACUACAACUGUAGAGCUACCAAUUCCAUAGAAAUGUCUACACCAACUACAAUACCAGUAGAAGUACAGUAUGGCCCAACAUCAGUAAUGUUUUCCCCCGAUGUCAUGACCAUCAAUAAAACAGAAAACCAAACAACGUUCCCAAUUGUUUGUUCAGCAGUCUGUAAUCCUAACUGCACAUACCGGUGGACAGGUGUAACGACUGUAAAUUCAGGACUGUUAAACCUAGGAGUACUUAAGCGGACGGAGAGAGGGGAUUACACAUGUACAGCUAGCAACUCCAUCAAGUCAACUUCAAGAACAAUCAGUGUUUAUGUCAACUAUCCUCCAACGAUAGAAGUAUUCCAAGCCAGUGGUAACAGGACUUAUGAAGAAUCCUCGCCAUUCAGUAUCACUUGUAAAGUUGACAGUUAUCCUCUUUCGGACAUAAACAUUCUAAAUGUAGACACAGGAGAAGUAAAAGCAUCGGAUGGACUAACAGAAUCCCUGACAUACAGAGAAUCAUCUGCCAAGUGUUAUCACACUGCAAAUUAUGCCUGCAACAGCAAAAAUUCCUAUGGAAUUACAUCAUCAGUUGUGCAACGAAUAGUAAUACUUUGCAUGUAA